UAUACUGGCGGCUGAGCUUGCGUAGGGAGAGGGGGUUCCAAAUGUGGCAGAGGCGAGCAGGAGGCAGCGGUGGCGACGGCGGAGGGGUGCAAACGAGACAAGGGGAGCGGCCGUCCACGCUGCCGCCGCGGAGGAGCUGAGCGGCCCGGCGAAGCAGGGAGGGCUGUGGCGGCAGCGCUGGCACCCCUGGGCCGCCCGCUUGGCACCCCCGGGUGCCCGUCCCGGCGGCAGGUGUUUGUUUUGCCAGCGGAUGAGAUCAGCACAAAGGUCACAGACACCAAGUUAAAGAAAUACAUUUAUCUUUUAAGUUUAAAGCAGUGAAGUAAUAAGUGAAACGAUACAGCAAGAAUAAUGCAGAACAAGGCAGAGCACCUAACCGUUACUGCUUGAGGAUAGCAAUAGUGAUUAAGAAACAUGCAUCACCAGUUUCCCUAAUACUUUACCAUCAUCGAGAUCCGCAGUUGAUGGGGAACCCUGGUUGCAGCGAGGAUUUGCAGAGCCUUUCCUGGCAACUGGGAGGUCCUACACAGUGCGUCCACUUGUAGAGUGUUUCUUCUACGUUUGAGGAAGAACAAAUUCAAGAUUGAAUAGUGGAUUAAGUAGCUGUUUAUCUUUGAAGAGUAACAUAUCCUGAGAACUGGGAAGAACUGGAUUUUCACCCUAGUCCAGCAGCUUUGCUGCUCACUUAAACACAGAUGAAUGAAGACCCCAUUUGGAAAAUCACCAGGUCAGCGAUCCAGAGCUGAUGCAGGUCAUGCAGGAGUCUCUGCCAGCAUGAUGAAGAAAAGAACUUCCCACAAAAAGCACAGAAACAAUGUGGGACCAAGCAAACCAAUUUCUCAGCCACGAAGAAACAUUGUGGGCUGCAGAAUACAGCACGGAUGGAAAGAAGGGAGUGGACCUGUAACACAGUGGAAGGGCACAGUUCUAGACCAGGUUCCUGUAAAUCCCUCUCUUUAUCUUAUAAAGUAUGAUGGAUUUGAUUGUGUAUAUGGACUAGAACUGCACAAAGAUGAAAGAGUUUCUGCACUUGAAGUCCUUCCAGACAGAGUUGCUUCAUCUCGAAUUAGUGAUGCCCACCUGGCAGAUACAAUGAUUGGCAAAGCUGUGGAACAUAUGUUUGAGACAGAAGAUGGCUCAAAAGAUGAAUGGAGGGGCAUGGUCUUGGCUCGAGCUCCUAUUAUGAACACAUGGUUUUAUAUUACCUAUGAGAAAGAUCCUGUCUUGUACAUGUACCAACUCUUAGAUGAUUAUAAAGAGGGUGACCUUCGCAUUAUGCCUGAUUCAAAUGAUUCACCUCCUGCAGAACGGGAACCAGGUGAAGUUGUGGACAGCCUGGUAGGCAAGCAAGUGGAAUAUGCCAAAGAAGAUGGCUCAAAACGGACUGGCAUGGUCAUUCAUCAAGUUGAAGCCAAACCAUCUGUCUAUUUCAUCAAGUUUGAUGAUGAUUUCCAUAUUUAUGUCUACGAUUUGGUGAAGACAUCCUAGACGUCAUUGUGAACUUUGCCAAAUUUGUGGAACUAAUAAAUGUAAAAUUUGUAGACAAUAAGACUUGACUGCUUUCCAGUUUAAUGAAAGCUUAAAUGUCCCUGCGAACCCACAAUCUCUGCCAGCAAAACUGUUUUGUUCUGAAUAAUAGGAGAAAAAUUAUGUGAACAUGACACAUUUUGUGUAAGAGAACUCCUUUUCUUGGAGAAAGUCAGUAUAUCUGGGCAGGAGGGAGUUAAGAGCAAAAAACAGCUGCAAAUUCAAGCUGUGUGAAGUUGAUCUAGUAUUGUAAUCCUUAAUCUAAAUUUUUUCGUAGAUUUUAACUCACUUCAACUUUGCACUCACCUCAUCCAAGUGUAGUUUGAUAUUUUGAUAUGCCUUCUUUUGUAACAUUAAUUUCUUGGCUACUGGCAGUCCUUGUUUUCAGGGUUGGGACAGAAUUGAUGUUUCUGAAAGGUUUGAACGAUUUGUGCAGCAUUAAGGAGUGCCUAACCCAAGUAACACCAGUCUGCUAUGUUUCUACACUUUAAAUUUAGCUUCCUGAGAAUUUGCAGUACAUGGAAAUACUUGUGCAUUUUUAGUAGUCACAUGGCUGUAGGAUAUCAAGUGUUUGACUUGCGCACCUUUCAGUGAAAAGUCUUUAAACUAUAAAAAUAUAUUUAAUCUGUAUAACCAGUUAAUUAGAAAAUGCAAGGUUAAUGGCCCAUAUUUACAAAUUGUAGGAGCCAGUAAAAUACACGCAACAAGGCUGCCUUCAGUCCUAAAUGUUGUACUUCUUUAUUUGUUCGUUACACAAUCUUAGCAAAACCCAAGUGCUUGGUGCCACAAGUUUAACAGUAUAUAUGCUACUUCAGAAGAAUUUAGACUACGCAUUGGCAAUCAGUAGUCCCUCAUCUAAUACAAAAUCCAGCAACCUGAAUGUUUGUGUUAGAUGCCUAACAAUAGUUAAUAUUUUACGUGGUAAAUAUAGUCUCAAGGGGGAUGGAGGGCAUGGAGUCAUUUUUUAUUGAAAUCUUAGUUGUAGAGAAGGAGGGGCGUUUGUUGCCUUCUGCUCAGUCUGUUGCAUUCUGUUGUUGUUUGCUUGAUUUUGCUGUUGUUGUUCUGUUUUGUUUUCUUCUUUGAUUUUUUGUUUGUGUGUUUCUAACCAUUCUGGUUCAAAAAGGCACCUUCCCAACUUAUUCUUUUUCUGGCUUUUCCACAUAAGGAGUGUCCAGACAAAUCUACAGCUUAAAUCUGUUGUUGCCUUUUGUGGUGUACAUUGUACUUGCUUUGCGGUAUGCUGUUACUUGAAUUUCAUUCUGUGAACACUACAGUUCUGCAUGCCAGUGGUGUGCUAUCUCAUGGAAGCUAUAGGCAGUCUCAGUGGUUCAGCCAUCUGCAUUAGAUUGUGAAAGUACAUAGCAGCCCACAGCAGCAAAAUCCUUUCACGGUUUUAAUCUUGCAGGAUAGUUGCAAAUGAAGAUUAGGGUUGUUGGCCUUUUUUUGUUUUGUUUUUGUUUGUUUGUUGUUUGCUUGUUUUCUUUUAAGUGUGGCAGCUUUUGAAAGCAUGAGAAUGGCAACAACAAUCAGCACAGCAACAAAAUUGUCAUGUUACACUAAGGCGGAGCUCUGCAAGUUUCAAAGAACUGCUUCAUGGAAGUGCAGUUUUGUGAAGACAGCGCUGUUGAUGGAACGUGUACUCUGAAAUCCGCCCUUACGCCAUUAGUGGAAAGAUGCAGGAGAGAUGCUGUUAAUCAGAGAUCAGAGGUCUGUGUGGCCUUAGAUUUGGGUUUACUGAAGACUCGGUGGUUUAAGCCCCUUUCUGUCCACUUUUUUGCCUGAUUUCGUAUUUUAGCCUUAAGGCUUGUGCCUCAUUAUGCUGUUGAAUGGUAAUAAAUACGCUCCAUAUAAAUACGAUACCUUAAUUCUUCGUCCAUUGCUAUUAUAUUGCAUUAUGUCUGGUUAUUUCAUCAUGGGCAACCAAAGGCAGGCUAUUGUCUUAUAGUGAAUAGGUUCUCAAUGCAGUCCUUAAGCACUAAGUACCUGAGUAGAUGUUCCUUGUGUUUUGAACAAAGUGAGCAGAUUUGCAACACAGUGUUUUCAUCCUGCAGAUCUGUUAUAUGUGUUUUCUAUUGACUCUUAAGAGUCCUGCAUGUAAAUCUCAAAGCUGAGCCUGGCUCCAUGAGCCCAAGUUGAUUUUUCUGGCACAAGAAUGAGUGAGUGUAUUGAUUAUACACAAGACACACGAAUAGCUUAGUACACUGAAUUUGGGGCUAUACAUCUAAGGAAUAUGUUUGUUUUGAAAGAUCUGAGGUUUAGAUCUACCAGAACAUUUUUAGCAUUAGGCUUGCAUUUGUGGGUUGUCUGCAAGCCACUUUAAUACACCACAUAUUCUGCCAAUUAGAGAAUAAUCUAUAAACUGUAAACUUUAUGGUUGUUUUUAAAUGUCCCCAUUGUCUAUUGUAUGGGUAUUCUUUUCAUCUUUUCUUCUCUUAACUUUUUCUUUCUUUCCUUUUUUUCAGUAGCUUAAACCAACUUUUUGAGGCUUGAGACUAAUUCCACUCCCUGCCCAUCUUCUUUGGGCUUUGUUUUAGGCUCAUGUUUCAGAUCUGCAUGCAGUGCUUGCGUUACCCUGGUAACUAAAUGUUGGUUCCUUGUUCUAGGGGUUCAACAUUACUUUCCAAAAUUACAUAAGGCCUGUGAUGGCACAGGCCAUGGACCUUUGUACAAAAGUUAUUGGCCUUUCACAUUCACCUGCUGUAGUAUUGUUGUAUAUUGUGUGCGUGUGCGUGUGUGGUGUCAGGCUGCCGUGUAAAACUUUUUAAAAGGAAAAAAGUUAAAUGCAGACCAUCCUUUUUUGCAUGCUUUAGAGAGUUAGAACGUUCAAUGUAACAAACUAAAGUUGCAUGUUAAAAAUGUUUAGGUUUUGGUUUUGUUCUGUUUUUAUUUUGUGUUCAGUUUUUUGUGAAUUUGCUUAUUGUGCUGUUUUAAUGGUUGUUAGUAGGAUUAAAUGCACCGGUGAGACAAGCAUAGUGCCAACAGAAGGUAAUUUUCCAGUUGUGUGUGUCAUGCAGCAUUUAAAGGGACCGUGUAUUCUGUUUAACAAAUAAAUAAAAUCACACCUAAUCAGUAAAACACUGCAUCUUUCGAGUGCCAAACCCUAAACUAAGUUGGAGUGAAGUAUGGGGAAGCCCCUUUUUAUUGAAACAGGUAGAUAAUUUCAUUUAAAAAAAGAAAUAAAAAUGAAGGCUUUGUCUUCAGAUAAAAUUAAGUAGUUGCUUAUGGGAAAAGAAUGACAGUAAAAACAGUUUCUGGUUCCUUGAAAAUGCUGUUUUUUGUAUUUUACAUCAUUAGUGCAAUUUGGAUGGUUCUUGGUAUAUGUAUAGCUCAAAGGUCUUCGUGUUCACAUUUUAAAAUUAGGUAAUGACUUCAUCUUUAGAGCUUGGUUUCAUUAUUUUUAUUUUAUUUUGAACAAUGUAGACAGUUCCCUGUUCUCUGCAUUUAGAAGUAUAAACACUUCAAAUCUGUUACUUAAUUCUGUAAGUAAUUUUUAUAAUUAUGAUGUAACUCUAUCCUUAAAACAUUUAAAAUAAACCCUUUAUGUGCAACUUA
Molecule: messenger RNA, 5079 nt
Organism: Numida meleagris (helmeted guineafowl)
Lineage: Eukaryota; Metazoa; Chordata; Aves; Galliformes; Numididae
Gene: SPIN1
Product: spindlin 1
Exons: 7
Coding region: 700-1488 (262 amino acids)
Biological process (GO): gamete generation
Source: RefSeq, a predicted model, not a curated record